Molecule: messenger RNA, 501 nt
Organism: Blepharisma stoltei
Lineage: Eukaryota; Ciliophora; Heterotrichea; Heterotrichida; Blepharismidae
Source: the annotation of a GenBank genome assembly
AUGACAUCUUGUAUCAAGCAUAAAUCAAAAAAUUAUUUGGAGUUUUUGAGAGAUAUCUCAACUGAAACAAUCACUCUUGGAGACCUUUGAUUAGUUAACGGGGGGAGUCGCACUUUUGAAUUUUUCUUUAGGAAUUACUCGUAUCAGUUUCUCCAUACUGGACGACGCCAUCUUGAAUCAAGAAUAAGUCUAAAAGUUAUGGAGAUUUUUAGAGAUGUUUCAACAGAAGCAAUAACUAAUGGAGACUUUUGAUGGGUUAAAGGGGGUAGUCGCACUUUUGAAUUUUCUCUAGGUAAUAAUCAUGUCAGUUUCUCUAUACUGGACGCCAUCUUGAUGACACCUUAUAUCAAGCAUAAGUCCAAAAAUUAUUGGAGAUUUUGAGAGAUCUAUCAACUGAAGAAAGAACUCUUGGAGACUUUUGAUGGGUUUAAAGGGGGGAGUCGCACUUUUGAGUUUAUGAAAGUCGUAGAUAUUUAUGAUCUCAUUAUUUCUCUCCAAUAA